AACGUCGACGUCUGCUGAACUAAAAUCCUACGUGAGUGUUAUAUACAUAUAUUUACAAAUAUAUGACAGAUUAAGACUAGUUUCAUUUAAUUUUAUGUUACUUGAGUUUUGGCAUAUGCCAAGGUCGACUUGUAUUUUCUUCCUCGCUUCUACUGUUGUCGUGGUUCGAGAAAGAAGUGCGACAUCUGCUGUCGGAGUUCAGGUCUGUUUGUUAAUCGGGUCCAAUCCGGGUUGAACAGACAGUGAUGGUCGACGAAUAGAAAGCCUCCGCUGCGUGGUGGACUGCUCAGACAUCCAAUGGCCUGACUGGUAGUAAUAGUCUGUCCGUGGUGCGGUGGUGAACACACUGGAUGGGACAGGACAGCGCUACAUGGGGGACGCAGGCAACAGUGGCUGGUACCACCGCUCCUACACCUCGGGGGGACAAAUCCGCUCUGUUGGGAAAUCUCUAGGGCUUUGCGACGCUCCGCUGUUGGAAAUUGACUUGAUGAAAUCACCAAGCCGAGUAUGAACACUUCGCAUUUGAGGUAACCAGAGGAUUUGAAUUAGAGUACUUGAGAUAUCCACACACAGAGAGGGAGAGAGGGCCAUGUACAGACACUCAGCCGCUUUGUAAUCACCGUCGUCGCUGUGUGUGUGUUUUCAGUGUCUCCUCUGAGCAUGGACUGACCAAAUCCCUCUCUGGAUGAUUUGAUGGGGCUGCUCAGAGUCAUGAUGCCGCCCAAGUUGCAGCUUCUGGCGCUGCUAGCGUUUGCAGUGGCCAUGUUCUUCCUGGAGAACCAGAUCCAGAAGCUGGAGGAGUCCCGGGGAAAGCUAGAACGAGCCAUCGCCAGACACGAGGUACGAGAGAUCGAGCAGCGGCACACGCAGGACGGCCUGCGGGAACGGGACUCGUCAGCUUCAUCACUGUCCGACAGCGAGGACGAUGUGGUCAUCAUCUAUAACCGCGUGCCCAAGACUGCCAGCACCUCCUUCACCAACAUCGCCUACGACCUGUGCGGGAAGAACCACUACCAUGUGCUGCACAUCAACACCACCAAGAACAACCCGGUCAUGUCCAUACAGGACCAGGUGCGGUUUGUAAAGAAUGUGACUGAAUGGAGGGAAAUGAAACCUGCUUUCUACCAUGGACAUGUCUCCUUCCUGGACUUCACCAAGUUUGGGGUGAAGAGGAAGCCCAUAUACAUAAAUGUGAUCCGGGACCCCAUUGAAAGGCUGGUGUCCUAUUAUUACUUUUUACGUUUUGGGGACGACUACCGGCCCGGCCUGAGACGCAGGAAACAAGGAGACAAGAAGACGUUUGAUGAAUGUGUAUCCGCCGGCGGCUCAGACUGUGCCCCAGAAAAGCUUUGGCUCCAGAUUCCCUUUUUCUGUGGUCACUACUCUGAAUGUUGGAACGUGGGCAGCCAGUGGGCUCUGGAGCAGGCGAAAUACAACCUGGUGAAUGAAUACAUGCUGGUUGGAGUAACAGAAGAGCUGGAGGAUUUUGUCAUGAUGCUGGAGGCUGCGCUGCCACGCUUCUUCAGAGGAGCCACUGAGCUGUACAAAACAGGGAAGAAAUCCCACCUGAGGAAGACCAGCGAGAAGAAGCCGCCCACAAAGGAGUCGAUUGCCAAGCUGCAGCAGUCGGCCAUCUGGAAGAUGGAGAACGAGUUCUAUGAGUUUGCACUGGAGCAGUUCCAGUUCGUCAGGGCACAUGCUGUCAGGGAAAAGGACGGAGAACUCUACCUGCUGGCGCAAAACUUCUUCUAUGAGAAAAUCUACCCCAAAAACUGAGCAUUAAGAGACACAUGUCAAUAGAAGAGUUUGGAGUGUUAUGGAGAAGGACGGACACUUUGUACAGGCUCAGAUGUUCAGUCUGAGACUAAAAAAAGAAGGAAAGUGAGGGUGAAUGUAAUAGACUACUGCUGACUGUGCGGCUGGUUUGUUCGUGUGAUUGAGAACAUAAUGUGGAGCUGCAGAACAAUCUGCCUCUGACGCAGCAAUCAGACUGGUGACAGCUCUGGUAUUCUGUGCCAGCCAACUGGAUGAAGAGCUUGUGUUUCCUCAGCAGGUUGCAGUCCCAGCAGCUCCGGGCCCUCCGCUCCCUUUCACUUCCAUGUCAAAGGUCGUCUGUGCAGAAGGCCUCUGCUGGGAUGUGGUCGGAUACGUCCUCUCCAUCAGCUGAUCAGACCUCUAACUCCUGAUUGGCUUCACUAUUCUCUGAUCCAGACAAAACAUUUUCAUUGGCUCUGUACUGUUUGGUUGUGUUUUGUUGUAUUUUAACUCUUUACUAUGGUUGUCUUUUGUAUGUAAAGUAUGUACGGUGACAUUUUUCAUGGUGAAACAACAUCCCCAUGCCUCACCACCACUACUAACUUAAAGAGAUUUUAAUUGUAAGAAACUGACUACUGUGCUGUAUUAUUGGACUUGAAUGAGAACUUUUGAGGCUUUUAUGAAAUAAAAAUCCUGUGACCAUGGA
Messenger RNA from Seriola dumerili (greater amberjack), 2461 nucleotides. It is a transcript of the gene hs2st1a, whose product is annotated as heparan sulfate 2-O-sulfotransferase 1. The coding region runs from base 694 to 1776 and encodes 360 amino acids. The record is from RefSeq and is a predicted model, not a curated record. Gene Ontology annotation, cellular component: membrane. Lineage: Eukaryota; Metazoa; Chordata; Actinopteri; Carangiformes; Carangidae. Gene Ontology annotation, molecular function: heparan sulfate 2-sulfotransferase activity. The transcript is spliced from 7 exons.